AUGUUGUGGUUUCGUGACUGGAAGGCCAUUGCCCUGGUGGCAUCGUGUUGGACGUCGACGAGUGAUGCCAUCACAUACUCGCCAUUGAAGCCGCCAUCAUAUCCAUUGGCGGUCCGGAGUCCAUACUUGUCUGCGUGGAUCCCCGGCAAUGAAGUCGCGUCACUCUCAUCCAACAACGCGCAAUUUUGGGCUGGCAACAAACUGAUCUGGUCCGUCAUUGCUCGAGUUGAUGGAGUCGCGUACAACUUGUUUGGUGUGGCCAAACCUCCCAGUGGCACACAGUCAGCCACUGUCACCGAAGCGACAUAUACCUCCACUCAUUCCACCUUCACCGUGACGACAGGAUCGCGCGAAUUCAUACUCGAUUUCUUCUCGCCGGUAUCGCCCAAGAAUUAUCUGCGACAAUCGCUGCCCUUUUCCUAUCUCACGGUGACCCUUGCUGCCGGUGACUCGACAUCGGUGCAGAUCUACUCGGAUAUCGACUCGAGCUGGACCGGCCAGACCAGCGACUCCAGCUGGAGCUACUCCACCAGUGGAUCGACGGGUGUCUUUCAGAUCGAGUCGGUCGGCGCGGCCACCUACUCGCAGAAUAGCGAUGGCCAAGCUCUGUGGGGCAGCGCCGUCUACGCCACCCGUCCCUCCAACUCCUCCUCGCUCUCCACUGCCUCUGGCCCGUCCCUGAGCGUACGGGAGACGUUUGUAAACAAUGGAAAUCUCACGGGCGACCACGCUGACUGGAGUUCUACGGGGGUCGUCGCACUUGCGCAUGACUUGGGAACGACUGCAGAUGAGUCGGCGGUGACCUUUGCGAUCGGUCACGUGCGGGAGGAGUCAAUAAACUUUUUGGGCGCUGCGCAAACGGGUUACUAUCGUGCCACUUAUGCCGACACGGUGGAGGCUGUUGUGCACUUCUUGGAUGACUAUGACGGUGCCAAAGCCGAGUCAGCUCAGUUCGAUAAACUGAUCCAGGAUACGGGUACUUCCAGCUAUGGAACCAACUACUCGGACAUUUUGGCGCUAUCGGUGCGUCAAGUCUACGGGGGAAUCGAGGUGACCAUUCCCAAUGACUCGCUGGAUACGAGUGAAACGCGCGCCUUUAUCAAGGAGAUAUCUAGCGAUGGGAACAUCAACACGGUCGAUGUGAUUUAUGCGACGUUCCCGAUAUUCUACGUGUUGAGUCCGGAGAUUAUCAAGCUGCUCAUUGGCCCCGUGUUCGAGUACAUGGGCUCGAGUGCUUAUACCAAGUCGUACGCUGUGCAUGAGAUUGGUGCCAACUACCCCAAUGCCACAGGCCAUCCGUCCGAUGGCGAGGAGAUGCCGAUCGAAGAGAGCGGUAACGUGAUUUUCCUCACUUACGCCUACCAGGCGGCCACGGGCAAUACCGACCUGGCCACCACGUACUCUGCUCAGUUGAAGCAAUACGCCGACUAUCUCUAUGAGAAUGGACUUUACCCUGCGUCGCAGCUCUCCCUGAAUGACGCGCUUGGUGAAUUGGAAAAUCAGACCAAUCUGGCCGUCAAGGCCGCCGUGGGUCUGGCUACUUAUGGUGCCCUGUCUGGCGAAAGUAACUACACUACUGCUGGCAAGGAAUUUGCGGACAAGAUUUGGACGGAUCGUCUGGGCACGGAUGCCGAUGGCACCCACUUCUUGAUCCAGUAUGGAACCAACCCAUGGUUCCUCGUUUAUAAUCACUAUCCAGACCUGCUAUUCAGCCUGAACGCCUUCCCCAACGAGGCAUACAAUGCCACUGCCGAGUUCUACCCAACCGUGCGAAGCGCGGCUGGUGUGCCCCUAGACGGGUCGAUCGGCUGGGGUCAAACGAACUGGCAGUCCUUUGUCGCUGCCACUGUGAGUGGUGACACUCGGGAUAUUCUCAUUAGUGACUUACACACUUACAUAUCUAAUGGUCUGAAUUCGGCGCCCUUCUGCGACCGAUAUUGGGUCGAGGAUAGUGGUAGCUAUGUGGCGGGUCAAGAAUACUCGUUCCGCGCGCGGCCCACGCUGGGUAGUCAUUUUGCGUUGGCGGCCUUAUCCGGCGCUAAUAUUUGGUCUUGA
Messenger RNA from Penicillium subrubescens, 2055 nucleotides. RefSeq names its product glutaminase family protein. Bases 1 to 2055 code for a protein of 684 amino acids. The transcript is spliced from 2 exons. Lineage: Eukaryota; Fungi; Ascomycota; Eurotiomycetes; Eurotiales; Aspergillaceae. The record is from RefSeq and is a predicted model, not a curated record.